UAUCAGCUUCUAAGUCAGGCGAUAAUCAUUAUUCAAACGCUGACUGGCGCGGAACUUACAACGACGAACUCGUUCUUUUAGGUUCACCGAAACCUAUAGUGGAAAAAAACCAACCCCAAAAAGUCAUUAACUCAUAUAGUUCCGGCUCAAAACUUCGCACACAAGAUGGUUCUCUCUUUUGUUAUAUUCUCCACGCUUUGCUUGCUACUGGUCAGCUACCUACGCUACAAGUUCCAGUACUGGGAACAGCGUGGAGUGCCACAGGCAAAUACUAACUAUCUUGGAAACUUCUUCCUCAUAAAAUCUAUGCAUAAAAUGGAACUACUACGCGAAUACUAUAAAACAUAUCGUGGCACCUCAAAAUUACUCGGUACGUACGUUUUCACCAAACCCAUACUCAUUGUAUUUGACUUGGACUUGGCAAAGACCAUGCUAAUCAAAGAUUUUAACAAACUUAUGGAUCGCUUUCAACGACGCGAGAACAAUACGCACAAGUUCGACAUUCUCAAUGAGACGCUUUUUCGUGUGGGCGGUGACAGAUGGGGUCAAUUGCGCAAGAAACUUACACCGAUAUUCACAACGGCGAAAAUGAAGUUUAUGUUUCCCACGCUGUUGACGGUGGCGCAUCAAUUGGAAGAGGCUUUCAGCGCGCACUUAGCUAAGACGCCAAGCGGUGAUGUAGAAUUAUACGAUUGGAUGGCACGCUUUACCACCGAUGUGAUUGCUCAUUGCGCCUUCGGUGUUGAAUGCAAUAGCUUAAAGGACCCUACUGUGAUAUUUCGUCGCAUGGGACAUCGUAUUUUCCAUCCAAAGUUUAUAUCCAUACGUCUACGUACAUUUAUGCUUACAUAUCCCGCUAUUUUUAAACUUUUGAAAUUUUUCAACAUCAAAGAACAUUCAAAAGACGUAGAAGACUUUGUGGUGCAGAUUGUACGUGAUACAUUGCGUUUGCGCGAAGAACAAAACAUACAACGUAAUGACUUAAUUGAUUUGUUGAUUGAGUUGAAAAACUCACAAGAUAAGGAAGGCGUGCCUCCAAUGGGUGUUGAAGAGAUGGCUGCACAGGUAUUUGCUUUUUUCACUGGCGGCUUUGAGACCAGCUCUGCUGGCUUGAGUUGUGGGCUAUAUGAAAUGGCGAAGACUCCCCACGUACAGGAGAAGGCGAGAGCGGAAAUUAAAAGCGUUCUUGAAAAACAUAAUGGCGAAUUGACAUAUGAGGCUCUGAUGGAGAUGACAUAUUUGGAUCUAAUUAUAACAGAAACAGUUCGCAAAUAUCCACCGCUCUCUGCUAUUACUCGUAUCUCGACUGAUGAAUACAAGUUGCCCGGCACAAACAUUACCCUCGAGAAGGGCACACAUAUUUACAUACCCAUGAAAGAGAUCCAUUACGAUCCGGAUAUCUAUGAAAAUCCUCAAGAGUUUCGCCCGGAGCGCUUUCACCCAGAUGAAGAGCAAAAGCGUCACUCUCAAGCCUUUCUCGGUUUCGGUUUUGGACCACGUAAUUGUAUUGGUAUCCGCUUUGCUCGCAUGCAAGUGCGCGUUGGGUUUGUAACUUUGUUAAAAUCUUAUCGCUUCAGCGUAUCGGAGAAGACACCAGCACUUAUAGAGUCUGCUAAAUUAAAUUCAGUAGUUGUGCCUGGUUCCAAAAUUUGGCUUAAGGCAGAAAAAUUGUGAAGAUAAAACUUAUAUUACUAUAUGAAUCUUUUUAUUCUAAAGACGCUGAAAGAUAAUCUGAUUGAUGCUAAGCUAAAAAUUAGAUUUUGUAAUAAAUAGUACUUAUUAAAUUUUAGGUCGAGCAGAUGGAUUGAUAUGUA
Messenger RNA from Bactrocera neohumeralis, 1814 nucleotides. RefSeq names its product probable cytochrome P450 6a13. NCBI's taxonomy places the organism in Eukaryota, Metazoa, Arthropoda, Insecta, Diptera, Tephritidae. The transcript has 2 exons. Bases 166 to 1674 code for a protein of 502 amino acids. The record is from RefSeq and is a predicted model, not a curated record. Gene Ontology annotation, molecular function: heme binding; oxidoreductase activity, acting on paired donors, with incorporation or reduction of molecular oxygen; iron ion binding.